AUCUUCUUUUUGAGAAUGGCAAUGAAUAAUCAAUUAGGUUUUAGGUGAGAGAAUUUUCAUUCAAAGUUUGAAGUUGUAUGACAAAUGCCUUUAAUAUAAACAAUUAUUCUUCCCCAAUAUCCUCCUUUGAUUAAAGCCCACCAGCCUCAGAACCACGAAGCUGCAGUCGAUACGAGACUACCCAUAUUUUUCUUCGAAAGUCAGCUAACAUGAAGGAUUCAGUACUCUCUAUAUAUGUCUAACAGUCAAAACAGAGCUGACCAAGCUUUGCAGAAGUUAAGAGGGAGAGGAGUUCUAAGUCGAUUGAAGCAAACCUUUUAACAACAGAGGUUUCCGUCAUAUUUUCAACAGGUAUGAGGCUUAUCUUUGGGAUAUGCUAUUUUCACUUGCUUUGUUAUUCCCGCCCCCCGAUACUAGAUUACCCAUAGUUUUCUUCGAAAGUCAGCUAACAUGAAGGAGUCAGUACUCUCUACAUAUGUCUAACAGUCAAAACAGAGCUGACCAAGCUUUGCAGAAGUUAAGAGGGAGAGGAGUUCUAAGUCGAUUGAAGCAAACCUUUUAACAACAGAGGUUUCCGUCAUAUUUUCAACAGUUUCUGGGUCAUAUUCAGGGCUCUGCCUUUCAAAAUGGGAUGCAUUUCUUCAAAAUUCGUGACCAGAUCAACCAGUUUUCAUGAAGGGCAAAAUCAAAGUUUGCAGAGAGCCAAUGACAUUCCUGUGCUGGAGGAACCAAACAUGUCCUCUAGUGGCAGCGACCACUAUCUUGCUCUUGUCCACACUGCUAACAUGGUAGCCAAAAAACUCCAAUCUUGGGAUUCCAAUUCAAACACAAGUUCCAAACGAGACAUUGAACCUGCUAGAACUGAGACUGAUAGCAAAUGGGAGUUGAUAGCAAGUUUAGAUCAUGGAGUAGUAGAGCAUGCCCAGCCAGCUCCAAAAGUAAUGGGAUCCACUGAUACUGAUUUCAGAAGGCGGUCUAGAAGUUGUCAUUGGUCUCCAGAGCAUCGAGUGUCUUCCUUUACUGUGGAGUUUACUGAGGGGAUUAAGGAAGAGAAAUCUUAUAGGCGUUGUAAUGGUAUGGCACGCAGCAGGAGUAUACACACAGUAGAAGAAUAUGAUGCAAUGUUAGAAAAUAUACGAUCUGGUGUGCAGCAAAGAUGGCUCGAUGGCAAGGAUUACAGUUCCAACAUGCAGCAGGAGUAUACCAACACGAAGCCUCUUGGUUCCAAAACCUCAUCAAAGAAAUCUUACCAUGCUGAGGAUAAAGAAGAGUCAGGUUUGCAGGAAAUGAAACAAUUGUGCUCAAAGGGUGAAGAUUUGGUACUUGAGUACACUACUGAAGACUUGAUGAGAUCAGAAGCAGAAACCAAGGUGGCAAUACCAAGUCCUAACAGCAACAGCUCAAGUUCAGGUCAAGAAAACCGAGAAGUGAUUCCAUCUCCUUGUAGCUCCAGCUCAACCAAGGAAUCACAUUUAUCUGAGGUUGCUGGUCAAGAAGGACGCAUGUUUGGGAAGGGUUUUAAAAGAAAGGAAAUUUCCGAGGAUCUAGAAUCACUGAGAAUCCCACCAAACUUUGAACUCCCAACAAUUUUAAGUCUUAGGGAAUGGCUUCAUGUUGGGGGUCAAGUCUACUCUCCUGGAUCUUAUGCCACUCCGAAGUUUGGUAGUUAUUCUUUACCAAUUCGUGGUACUGUAAGUGAAUGCAGUGAAGACUUCAUCUUCAAUCCAGAAAUGGUGGCUGCCUAUGAGAAAUGUAUGCACCAACUUGAAGCAGAAGAAGAAAGCGUUAUCCAGCAAAUUGUGGAGGGUUCUGAAGAAGAAUGUACUAAAGAUAAGCAUGCCAAAGUCUAUACCUUAGAGGAAACCAAGAGCAUGUAGUUCACAACCCUCCCAUUAGGAGAUACAGCAAAGCAAUAUUAAUAAACAAAUUUAGUGGUAAAUACAUAUAUGUCCUGUCAGGAAGGGAAUAAAACCUGUUUACAAAGAUUCAAGCAAUUCAAGUUAUAUCUAUCCCAUUUGAGUUUGAA
This is a messenger RNA of Carya illinoinensis, 2026 nucleotides long. RefSeq lists its product as uncharacterized. The record is from RefSeq and is a predicted model, not a curated record. Lineage: Eukaryota; Viridiplantae; Streptophyta; Magnoliopsida; Fagales; Juglandaceae. The coding region runs from base 627 to 1877 and encodes 416 amino acids. The transcript has 2 exons.